Molecule: messenger RNA, 2842 nt
Organism: Thunnus maccoyii (southern bluefin tuna)
Lineage: Eukaryota; Metazoa; Chordata; Actinopteri; Scombriformes; Scombridae
Gene: slc25a25a
Product: solute carrier family 25 member 25a
Exons: 10
Coding region: 98-1510 (470 amino acids)
Biological process (GO): transmembrane transport
Cellular component (GO): mitochondrial inner membrane
Molecular function (GO): calcium ion binding; ATP transmembrane transporter activity
Source: RefSeq, a predicted model, not a curated record
UUUACCGGCAUUUCAGUUCUCACCCGCGGCGGGCUAACAUCUCGCUGUGCUAUUUAUUUAUUUAUUGUAGAACUUUUUAAAUUUUACGGAGCCAAACAUGCUCAGCCUGUGCCUUUACGUCCCCGUGUCUAACUCAGACCCCGUUGAGGUGGAGUAUUUCGAGUCUAAUGGUCUGCCGUCGGAGCUGAAGUCUCUCUUCAACAAAUUGAGCGUGCUUCUGCCGUCGCAAGAGUUCACAACGUAUCAAAGGUGGCGAAAGAAAACCUUACAUAGGGAAGAACAUGACUCAGACGGACAGCUGGACUUUGAGGAGUUUGUUCACUAUCUUCAAGAUUACGAGAAAGACCUCAAACUUGUGGUGAAGAGCCUUGACAGGAAGCAUGCAGGUCGCGUUGAUCCUAAGGAGUUAAUGCAGUCUCUUUGGGAACUCGGGGUGCAUAUUUCCCCGCAGCAUGCGGAGAAAGCCCUUCAGAGCAUGGAUAAGAAUGGAAUGAUUACAAUCAGCAGUAAAGAAUGGAGCAACUAUCCCAUGGAGGAGAAGGCUGAGAGCAUUCCUGAGAUCAUCCUCUACUGGAAACACUCCACGAUAUUCGAUGUGGGUGAUAACCUGUUGGUGCCUGAUGAGUUCACCCACGAGGAGAAAAUGACUGGAAUGUGGUGGAGGCACCUGGUCGCAGGUGGAGGAGCCGGAGCCGUUUCCAGGACCUGCACCGCUCCGCUUGACAGAGUCAAAGUCAUGAUGCAGGUUUAUGGAUCCCGAACCAACAACAUGUGCAUCAUGAGCGGGUUGAUGCAGAUGAUCAAAGAAGGCGGCACGAGGUCGUUGUGGCGAGGCAACGGAGUGAACAUCAUCAAAAUCGCCCCCGAGUCGGCGCUGAAGUUCAUGGCGUAUGAGCAGAUCAAACGUUUGAUCGGCAGCGAUAAGGAGACUCUGAGCAUCCUGGAGAGACUUGUCGCUGGAUCUCUGGCUGGAUUGACCGCCCAGAGUACAAUCUACCCCAUGGAGGUGCUGAAAACCCGUCUGGCUCUGAGGACGACGGGUCAGUACUCGGGUAUCGCAGACUGUGCGAAGCAGAUUUUCAGGAAAGAAGGACUCGGAGCGUUUUACAAAGGUUACGUCCCCAACAUGUUGGGCAUCAUCCCCUACGCAGGCAUCGACCUGGCGGUGUACGAGACCUUGAAGAACAGCUACCUGCAGCAGUACGGCAUCAACAGCCACGACCCCGGCGUGCUCGUCCUGCUGGCCUGCGGCACCGUGUCCAGCGGCUGCGGUCAGCUCGCCAGUUACCCCCUCGCUCUCAUCCGCACCCGCAUGCAAGCACAAGCGGCGUCAGGAGGCAGCCAGCAGAUGACGAUGACGGGUCUCUUCAAGCAGAUCUUGCAGACCGAGGGCCCCGCGGGGCUCUACAGAGGCCUGGCCCCCAACUUCCUAAAAGUCAUCCCCGCUGUGAGCAUUAGCUACGUAGUGUACGAGAACAUGAAGACACAGCUGGGAGUGACCUCACGCUGAAACUCACCCCCCUUCUCAUUGUCAUAUGACAAGUGACCCCUACAUACCCAAACCCCCCCCCCCCCCUCCCCUCACCUCACCUCCUCCAGUCAAGGACUCAUGCUAAGGGAAUCCCAGGGACCUGUUGGGGUUCGUGGAGCGAUCUCAUUCUGUGAAUGUCAGCUGACGAAAGACGAGAAAGGACACUGAACGUUGGAAAGAUGGAGGAUAUGGACUCUGUGAGCUCAGGUUGUCGGGACAGUGACCGCUGCUAUUUAUGUUUUAAAGUAUCAGGAGCUUGGAAACGAGAAACACGUGGAAUGUAAGAGACUGUAAAUCGAGGACCAAAUGCUCUUCCUGCCACUUUGUAUUAUGGUGCCUGAGGAAGUGUUCAGUUAUGUUUUUGUUUUUGUUUUUUUCAUGUUGGUGUGACAUUGCAAGCUUUGGUCAGUCAGCAUCCGUUAAACAUGCACCACCUCCUCCCCCCUCCCCCCCUUUUUAUAUAAAUCUACUGAAGAUGGAGCACGUUUUACAUGGCAGAUACAGCAUUAAUAAGCUCUUAAGAAGUUUUAUUCUUUAACGGUUCUGCCUGUAAGGAAGAAAAAGAGAUUGUGUUCCUGGAAAAAGAGAGAGAGGGUUUUGCACAUGUGAGUUUGAUCUCUCUCCACCCCUGUCCUGAAUGAAUGAAUGAAUGAACGAACGAACGACUGGCUGCAGAUUAUUUAUUUCCAUCUGUUCUGUAUUUAUUGAUUUUUAUUGUCUAGAGGAGGAGAUAAAUGCUGCAUGUUUCCUGUCUGAGUAGCCAAAUGUGUGAUUGCUAACAGUUUUAAAAAAUGCAGUUUGACUCUAUUCAGGGUGUGAAAGUUAACACCAGGCAACAGCCUUAUUGAGUGGCUGUCAAACACUAAAUGUAGUUGUCUGGUAAAAUGCUAUAAAAGGGGUGUUGGAGUUUGUAUCCGUUAGUCACUUUGGUUGAUACUUAAUCGACUGAAGGAUGACGUUUUUCAGUGCAAACAGAUGUCUGCAUGUAGAUGUAGGAUGUUUUUUGCCCUUUUUAAAAAGAGAAAAAGUAUAAAUGUCUUAAUGUUCACCUCAGGUUAGAUCAUGUUCACCUCAGGUUAGAUAAUUAUUUAAUUCACAGAAGAGCACUCGUGGGUUUUCUUUUCACAUUUAUACUCAGAGGGGGAAGUAAAAAAAGGGCUUUAAAAAGAUGAGCAACAUAAUGCACUUUAAUCAAAGCUGGAAGAGCCUCUGAAUGUCAUAUCAAUGCAGGUAAUAAUUCUUUUGUAAAGAAUCAGUUUUUAGUAUUGUUUUAAUGGACCAUUUUGAUGCAAAUAAAUGCAAAUUCUUGUU